AUGGAACCAAGGUAUCGCUGGCUUAUUGAUAAUACUGACAAGAAUGGACUCUGGAUGGAUACCCUAGAAGAAGCCAGGAAGGAUUUCCAUAAAACCCAUUCAGAGGAAUCUAAUCAAAAACCAUGGACUUUUUGGGAAUACUGUAAACAAAUGUGGGUGAUAAGAAAGCACUGCUCUUUUGAGGGAAUGAAGGGUUAUCAUCACUUCAAAUGGGAGAUCACAGCUGAGGAUGAUUAUGAUGAUUUUCUGAUUGGAACUGAAUACUUUACCUCCGAGUUAGAAUCGUGUAUUGAACAUUUACUCCAGAGCACGAGAGAAGGAAAAGCCUUAAAAAGACCGGGAUCUAGGGGUUCUUUUGCACAGUAUCUCCAUGGAAUAAUUCCUUAUUUUCCAAAUGAAAAAGGUAUUCCUUGGAGGAUAGGAGAUUAUGCUGCUGCUGCUGCUGCUGCUGAUGAUAAUGAUGAUGAUGUAAUGAUGAUCCAAAUGGAGCUUUGUCCCGUAAUCGUUCUUUCACCUGGAAUUCUUGGACCAGAUUUUGGUAAAAAAGCCGAGUUUUCAGCCUUUGUAGAGGCAAAACUGGAUCCACCGCUUGACGCUAAGUGGCAAAGAAUCAAGAAUGGCGAUGCCGAAGAUAUCAAAAUAUAUGACAAAAAAUAUUUUGAAACCCAACUUCUGCCUUCUCCAAAACUUGUCAUUAAUACAGUGGACUUUGAUGACGUUGGAUAUUUUCAGUUACAAGUCAAAAUCUCUGGAGGCUGGUGUGUGAGCAGCACAGUUCAUAUUGAAAAAGUCUGGGGAAUUCUUCAGUAUAAUAAUGCCUGUAAUGCCACUCGAGAAUGUGAUGAGAGGAUGUACUUACAAUGCUCGAACAACAUGUGUCUCUGCUCUAACAGCUACUACCAUCGUAAUGAAACAUGCUUUUAUAAGUCGAACCUUCAAGCCACCAAUCUAGUCCACAAUAUCACAGAAUCUAACAUCAAUGUGGGGUGGAAUGAGCCAUCGGUGGACUCAAAACUGAUACAAUGUUAUAGCGUCACCAUUAAGGAAUAUUCUGGAUCAGUUAAAGUUAAUGCCUCUGUGGGAAAGCAUACAGAUUAUAUGUAUAAGUCUGAUUUUCUUCCAGGCCAUCGAUAUGUCUAUACAAUUACAUCAACGGUGCAACUAACUAACCCACUCGAAACUAUCUAUGUUCAAACGAGUCGGGAUGUUGUUGUAGAGCCCCUUUCUCCAGGCCUUAUUGAUAAAAACAACAGCAAUUUUCAUCCAGAAAAACUUUAUUUGAGAUGGGAUUUGCCAGGAAACGAAACUCGUGUUGACAGAUAUCAAGUAAGCAUUGAUGGAAACACGAGGCAUUCAUCUUCAAAUUAUAUAUCCUGGCCGAUUAGAUUGGAGCCAGGAAGAGUUUACCCAGUUACUAUUAUUACUGAGAGUUGGUAUUGGUAUUCCUUUGGUAGAAACAGUCAACCGUAUAAGGAGAACAUAGAAACAUUGCGUACUCCAAAGGUAAUCAUUGCCAAUGGCAGUUCAAUAACCAUCCCGUUCCUAUCAAAUCUGGUGAUUAUGGCCUCCGUACAGAACAAUACCGAAUUUCCUGCUACUUUGGAGACGAAAUGGCAAAAAGAUGGAGUAGAUAUCAACAUUACAGAAUCAAGAUACAUGGGCAGUUCCCUUGAUCUCUUUAAUCCCAAACUGGUCAUCAAUGUAGUGGAUUUUGAUCAUGAACAUAACAAUUGGUAUCGGUGUAUUGCGAGGAAUGCGGAAGGAGUAGGAACAAGCACCUAUGGAACAUGGGUGUAUGUUAGAGGGAGUCUUAACUUUUCUGACACCUGCAAAGAAACCCAGGAAUGCCUUCCAAGUAGAUAUUUCACAUGUCGAAAUACAAAGUGUUUUUGUCAGUCAUCCCAUUAUCACAAAAAUGGAGUUUGCUAUGAUAGAGAUUAUCUGAAAGCACGAGUUAUUGAUGUACAAAGCUCCACAUGUGACAUAACGAUUAAAUGGAAACCUCCAUAUCAGGACAAACACCUUUUAUCAGGCUACGAGGUUGUCUUAUCGGAAACAGUUUCUGUUGGAAAUGCAACGGAGUAUAAAACACCGUGUACAUUUCAACCAGGUCUUUUGUACUUCGUGAAAAUUCGAUCUAAUAUUUUAUUAAGUGAUCCAAAAGAGAACAUCAGCGUACACACAUCUGGUUAUGACACCAUAUUAGAGCCACUGAAACCCGGACCCAUUCUACGUGAUUUGAGUAAUUUUUCUGCCGAUAACCUUUACCUAAGAUGGGAGAAAUCCGGUAAAAACAGUUUUGUUAACCGUUACAAAGUCAAAAUCGGAAAGCGAGAGCAGAUGACAAAAGGAAAUGUACCGGAGAUUUACUGGAAAGAACUUUUGUUACCCGUUACAUUGUACAACGUAACUAUCACAGCAAUAAGCUAUGGGUUUCUAACUAAUUAUCCUUCUUACGGAUCAAGGGAGAGUCUCCCGUCUCUGUACUGGAUAGAAACAGGUGAAAGUCAAUAUACUGGAAAAGCUUACAUGUCAUAUGGAGAUGGAGAUUACAUCUUAAGUGGGGAUGACGUUAUAAGCGGACCUCUCCGAUCCCCAACAACAGUUUUCGUUGGUGAUGGAUCUGAAGAAGGUUUCAAUACAGUAUACAUUGGUUCAAAUGGCAUUAUUGGACUAGGAGAAAGGUUUAACAACAUUGUGGUACAUGAAAUGGAUUCUAAAAAAGUCAAAGAGAAACAAAUCAUAUGCCCUUUUUGGACUGAUUUAUUGUCAGUAAAUGAAACUGGAAAAGUGUACUACAACACAUAUAGAAGGGGAAUCCAAGGAGAUAAUAUAGACUCUAUGUUCAUGGAAAAAGCAGAUGGUAUUGUCAAAAAACAUUUCAGAGACUUGAGAAAUUUCAGAGCAUCAUGGCUUGUAAAGGUUACUUGGGAGAACAUGACUUUAUAUGGCGAUAAAACAAAGAAAGUCACAUUUCAGUGCUUCCUUAUCACAGACGGUGAGAAUACGUUUACAGUUAUUAACUACGUUGAUGUAGAUUUAAAACCGAUUGGGAAUAGAAAAGUCUCCAUUGGAUAUCGUUACAAAAAAUUCUUUGCUAAAAACUCUUUCACCAACCGUAAAGGAGCUUUCCGGAUGAGUGUGAACCCAGGAAAUAGAGGAGAACGUGGUUUCUGGAUUUACAAAAUGACAGAAAGUGUGCAUUCAAAGCGAGAAGAACAAGAAUGUUUCGUAUGGUAUGACAAUAAUGUCGUGAGUCAGAUACGACAGAAAUUAUCUCUCACUUUAAAUAACAUCGAAUGUCCCUGUGACCCACGUCUUCUGAAGUUUGAUCCACGAUACACAAUCAAUAGGUUCGACAGCUCAAACAGAAUGUUGUGUUACGCUUCACUGACACUCGACAUGAACUUGGAAUGUUGCUACAAUAUGUAUGCUGAUACGAAACAUUUAGGGCCCUUAGAUCAAUCAAAACCUUUAGCAGGGACGGUUCUGCAGUACAACCCCUUUUUUGAAACAUACAAGUACAACAAUUUUGAUCUAAAACCAAGGAAUCAGUGUUGCAAAUCAGGCCACUGUAAUUGGUAUUACGAAGUCCGUCCAAUUCCUCGUUGCUACCUAAGGUCACCUUUUCAACCUGGAAUUAACUUUGGAGAUCCACACAUAACUACACUUGAUGGCAAAGACUACACAUUUAACGGGUAUGGUGAAUACACAAUGAUGAAAAUAAAUACCAGCACAAACACCUUUGAUCUUCAGGCUCGAACAGAGCUCGCUACAUCAGAAAAUGGGACAUCUAUUAAUGCCACAAUAUUUAGUGCAUUUGUGGCCCGAGAUCAUACAGGUUCAAAAAUACAAGUCGAAAUGUCUCGUGACAAAAAGGAUAUGAUAAUUCGAGGCAACGGGAUGGACCUGACAACAAAAUUAAGAAAUUCUAGCUAUGUUUUUCGAACACCAAACAUAUCUAUUCUAAUGGAAAAUCGAACACUUUCGGCAACAUUUCUCAAACCUUUUAUAACGAUAAAAAUAAGUCUCGGAAAACGUUUUCUGAUUUGUGAGACGCUGGUCAACGACAAGCACAAGGGACUUACGAUAGGCCUGAUGGGGAACUUUGAUGGAAACAAGACAAAUGACUUCAUUCUUCCGAAUGGAACAGUGCUAAAAGAAGAUGAUAUGAACACUGAAAGAAAUAUUUACUACAGAUUUGGACAACUUUGGUCUGUUAACGAGCAGUCUUUAUUUCAAUAUGAGGAUGGAUUUACAUACAAAAAUUUUACUCAUCCCGAGUUUGUACCACUUUUCACUGAUGAGGUCGAUGAAAACCGAUUGAAGGAAGCAAAACAAAAAUGUGGAUCAGACCCUUCUCAAGCCUGUAUAUCAGAUUACCUUGCAACAGGGGACAUUGGUUUAGCAGAAACCUCUGGUAAAAAGGACAAGAAUUCGAAAUCAGAUGUCGAAGUCAUAGAAAAUGAAACACCACAGAUAUCGGGAAACACAACAAUAAAUGUGGAAGUCGACAAAGAAGUAGAAUUAACAUUUAAUGCUUCCGACGAUGGUAAAAUGAAACCAACAUAUAAACUUUUAAAACAACCAGACAAUUUCAGUUUUGACGAUGAAACAGGAAUAGCAAGAUGGAUACCCCUCAUUAAUGUCUCUGAAAUCAGCAUUAUUGCAGUAGAUGACAUGGGGGCACAGUCUCCUUCAUUGGACAUCUCUAUUAUCUUGUGCUCUGGAUGUGGUGACCAUGGAGUUUGUAAUUAUGACAAUGCCAUAGCUACUGAAAAUGACCGAUUUUACCGGGCAGUCUGCAGUUGCCACAUUGGAUAUUCCGGAGAAAACUGUGAGAAAGAUACAGAUGCCUGCCUGGAAUUUCCCUGCCCUCUGGAUAGAAACUGUACUGAUCUGACCCCGGAAGAAGAGGUCAGACUUGGUCGUGAAUACAACUGCACUGAAUGUCCAUCUGGUUAUAAAGACAAUGACAAUAAAUGUCAAGAUGUUGACGAAUGUGCAUCGGCUGAACUUAAUAAAUGUGAUGAGACCAAAGAAACAUGUCUGAAUAGAGAUGGAGAUUACAUAUGUAACUGUAAAAAUGGAUAUAGGAAACAGGACAAAGAAUGUGAGGAUAUUGAUGAAUGUUUAGAAGGACAGUCUGGAUGUGAUCAUAUAUGUACAAACACUCCAGGAUCUUUUCGUUGUACCUGUUACAUGGGGUUUACGCUAAAUAAGGACAAUUCCACUUGCAAUAAGAUAGAUGAUGAAAUCUGUAAAAGUUCUGAGAUGCAAUGUGAAUACGCUUGUAGUAAUAUAGAUGGAAUCAGCCAAUGUAUCUGUCCCGCUGGUUAUAGGUUAACAAGUAACGACAAAAACUGCACAGAUAUUGACGAAUGUGCACUUAAAACUUCUCCAUGUGAACAAGAUUGCGUUAACAUCAAUGGAUCAUUUAAAUGUGCAUGCCGUCCGGGAUUCAAGUUAAGGGCCGAUAAAACGUCUUGUUCAAGAUGCGAGCUACCAUAUUACGGUGUCAACUGCUCACAAGAGUGUAAUUGUGGUCCAGGUGUAGACAGGUGUGAUCCAGGUCUUGGUUGUAUUUGUAAAGAUGGAUGGACAGGGAAAAACUGCAGUGUUGAUAUUGAUGAAUGUCAUCAAGAUCCAACCAUAUGUGGAAUUAAUAAAUUGUGUAAAAACAUAGAAGGUUCUUUCAAAUGUCUUUGUGAACAUGGAUUACAGGUCUUUGAAGAUAAUUGUAAAGACAUUGAUGAGUGCCUGGACGCAUUACUGAAUGACUGUCCACAAGACACAACAGACUGCUCUAACACAUUCGGAAACUACACCUGUGAGUGUAAGAAGGGGUUUCAGAAGAAAAAUAAUGUUUGUGAAGAUAUUGACGAGUGUUCGACAAGUCUUCACGGAUGUUCACAGGUCUGUGUAAACGUAUUAGGUGGCUACAACUGUGCCUGUUUUUAUGGUUUUACAUUAAAGGAAGAUCGAAUGACCUGUGAAAUAGAAAAGGACUCUUGUACCUCCUUCCCGGAAUUAAACUGUACUUAUGGUUGCAAACGAGAUGCAGUUGAUAAAACCAAAGGGAUUUGUUUUUGUGAAAGUGGAUAUGAACUUGACAAAGACAACAGAACAUGCAUAGACAUCAACGAAUGUAAUGAGGUUUCUGUCUGCGAUCACAAUUGCACCAAUAAGGAGGGCUCGUUUAACUGUAGCUGUACUGUAGGUUACCGACUUGAAAAUGAUGGCAGAUCAUGUAAAGCAUGUGACCAGUAUCACUACGGUGAGAACUGUGAUAAGCUUUGUCGAUGUGGAAGAGGAGCUCGUGUUUGUGACAAUGUACACGGGUGUGUAUGUAAGCCAGGUUGGACUGGGGACACCUGUGACGUAGAUAUCAACGAAUGUGAAAAUAGUCCGUGUACGGGACCACAUGAGAGAUGUGUUAAUGCUCCUGGAUCCUACCGAUGUGACUGUAUUAAAGGAUUCAAAAAUUAUUCGGGGGUCUGUGAAGAUAUAGACGAAUGCCAGGAACCGUUCUUAUGUCACCAUAAAUGUGAAAAUACACAAGGAACUUAUAGAUGUAGUUGUAAAAAGGGUUAUCAGCUCAUAAAUGAGAGAGAUUGUGAAGAUAUUAAUGAAUGUAAUUCUGCUAAUUGUGGCUCAUGUUUAAAUUUUCCGGGAGGCUUUGAGUGCUCCUGUCAUGAAGGAUACCGUCUGAACGCAACGACAAAAAGAGAAUGCUACAAUAUUGAUGAAUGUAUGGAAGGAAAUCACAACUGCUCAAUGAACGCCAUUUGUACUGACACAGACGGAAGUUUUAAGUGUAGCUGUUUGCGGGGAUUUGAGGGCAAUGGAUAUGUCUGCACAGGCUGUCAAAAUUUUACCUUUGGGGUUCAAUGUUUCGACAAAUGUUCGUGUGUUCCAAACAAAACUGAUGAAUGUGAUGCUAUCGACGGGAAAUGUCGAUGUAAAAAGGGGUGGACCGGGUCAGACUGUUCAGAGGAUGUGGAUGAGUGUCAGGGAAAAAAUCAGAUCUGCAGUACAGAACUUUAUCAAACCUGCGUGAAUACUCCGGGUUCUUUUCACUGUGAAUGUCGUUUUGGUGGACAAAAUCUUUCUGAUUGUAUCCAACCAAAAAGACCACAAAAGAUAAAUAAAACGGAAGUAAAAGUGAAAGCUGAAGUCAAAUUUGACAUCAAUAAGACUAGAGAAGACUUCUUGAAAAAUAGCCAGGACUGGCUUAAUAAGAUUCAAACAUCGCUGGAGGAAUUCUACAGAAAAGAAAAGAUUCAUGGAUUUACUGCAGUAGUUGUACUUUCAAUUCGCUUUGGGAGUCUCAUUGUGGAUCAUGAAGUUAUUGGGGUCGUAACUGAAACAAAUGAUCUAGAAAAAGGCGUGAGUAACACCAUGAUUAAUCUGUUAACUGGCAACCGAAAGAUGAAUAUCUUGGGACAAGAAACAGGCAUUAAAGAAAUAACAAUAAAGCACGAAAAUGGGACUUCGAAGGCCACUAUAACAACUUUAAUUGCGACAUCGCCGUGUGUUUUGUUGAACAUUCUUAAUGCCUGUAACUCUGGAGAAAGAUGCGACGAUCUAGCUGGUGAAGCAACUUGUAUAAAAGAAAAGUCUGAUUUGUCAGGCAUUUCAACAUACAUUGUCAUCCUAGGAGUAAGCAUACCUUUAUUCAUUACGGUCAUCGUUCUGACAUUUAUUUGUGUCCGAUAUCAAAAGAAGACUGAGAAGAAGGAAAUUCAAAAUGAUGCCUACAGAUCAAACCGGAUGGAUGUCUUAAAAGGGAAUGAUGAACAUAUCAAACCUUCCAGGGACUAUGAUUCAAUUAAUUCCAGAAGCAAGUAUCAAAACGAAUACCAAGAACUUGAUUUUUCUAGGGACACCACUGAGGGUUGCAGUAAUCCGAAUUACACUUUGGAUUCCAUCUAUGUGAAACUCCAACCUGACGAGCAAUUUCAUAUCAGGCGACCUAACGUAAAGUACAGUGCUACAAACCAAUACUGAUUUACCGGAUAACGAUGAGUAUCGGAGAGUUUGAUGUCAACUGGAAAAGACGGGGAAAAUCUUACUUUGAAUCUAAUUUUCGUUUUGUUGUGUAUAAUGAUUUUUAUCUGAUUGAAAUUUACUUAACCAAAUAUUAUAUCAAACAAU
This is a messenger RNA of Saccostrea cuccullata (small rock oyster), 8157 nucleotides long. RefSeq lists its product as uncharacterized. The coding region runs from base 1 to 8010 and encodes 2669 amino acids. The transcript has 47 exons. Gene Ontology annotation, biological process: cell-matrix adhesion. The record is from RefSeq and is a predicted model, not a curated record. Gene Ontology annotation, molecular function: calcium ion binding; protein binding. NCBI's taxonomy places the organism in Eukaryota, Metazoa, Mollusca, Bivalvia, Ostreida, Ostreidae.